Molecule: messenger RNA, 2206 nt
Organism: Xiphias gladius (swordfish)
Lineage: Eukaryota; Metazoa; Chordata; Actinopteri; Istiophoriformes; Xiphiidae
Gene: cngb3.1
Product: cyclic nucleotide gated channel subunit beta 3, tandem duplicate 1
Exons: 18
Coding region: 11-2206 (731 amino acids)
Biological process (GO): monoatomic cation transmembrane transport
Cellular component (GO): intracellular cyclic nucleotide activated cation channel complex; plasma membrane; photoreceptor outer segment
Molecular function (GO): protein-containing complex binding; cGMP binding; intracellularly cAMP-activated cation channel activity
Source: RefSeq, a predicted model, not a curated record
GAAGCCCGCCAUGUUCAGCAGGUUGAAAAGGUUGAUGGGGGCUCCGGAGCCUCCCCCUGCCCAGGCUGCUACCCCUCCUUCUACUCCAGCUCCACCAGCUGAGGAAGAAAAGCCUCCUGAAAAGAAGGAUGAAAAAGAGCAGCCAAAGAAAGAGGAGGCGAAAAAAGAAGAAGAAAAGAAAGAAGAAGCAGAGAAAGAGGAAGAAGCUAAGAAGGAGGAGGCCGAGCCAGGUCCGUUUGCUCCUGCUGCUCCUGCUCCUGCUGCUCCUGCUCCUGCUGAUCCUGCCGAUCCGGAGGGGGCUGAGGGCCAGCAAGCCCCUCCCCCACCUGUUGUCUACUCCCGCUACGCAGAUGACACGCUCAGAGAUUUGGUCAAGAGGCUAAGAGAGCGGACUGAGAUGCUCAAGGAGAGAGUCAUAGAUCCCUAUGCCACUUCUCCGGAAAUCACGCCACCUGUCACACCUAUUCUGAAGAAGGAGGACUACAUCAGAUUGAAGGAGGAGGAGCGGCGGGCCAAAGAAGAAGCGGAUAAAAAGAAGGCGGAAGAAGCAGCUAAAAAGGCAGAGGAGAAGAAGAAGAAGGAUGAGGAGAAGAGGCUGGAGGCUGAGAAGAAGGCAGAGGAGGAGAGGCUGGCGGAGGAGGCCAGGAAGAAAGCCAAGCUGCUCCCAGACAUCAGCUGCUCCUGCCUCGACCGCCUCCUCCAUCCAGUCGAGGACAUGAUGGAUUCGAUCCUGGGAAAGACCAUAGAUCCGUUCACAGAUCGUCGCUAUAUCUCCUGGUUGACGGUGGUGGCAGCGGCAUACAACUACAACGUGUGGUUCUGCUCUGCGCGCUUGGCGUUCCCUUACCACGAUCAGACUACCAACCCCUUCUGGAUAUUUUUUGACGUUCUCAGCGACUUAGUGAACGUGAUUGACAUCAUCAUUUGGCAGCCCCGACUUCAGUUUGUCAAAGCCGGCGACAUCAUUAAAGACAGAGCUAUGACGAAGGAACACUAUCGGAAAUCGCAACGAUUUAAGACGGAUUUAAUCAGCAUCCUCCCCUUCGACAUUCUCUGCCUGCACUUUGAAUUCUCCACCAUCUACCGACUCAACCGCUUCAUCAGGAUCGAGUCCUUUUUUGAGUUCAGCGAUCGACUCGAGAGCAUCAUGGCCAAGGCUUACAUCUGGAGAGUGGCUCGCACCACCGGCUACCUGCUCUAUAUGCUCCAUCUCAACGCCUGCGCGUUCUACUUUGCCUCGGUGCACCAGGGUCUGGCGACGACUUCGUGGGUGUAUGACGGAAGUGGCACGGCGUACCUGCGUUGUUACUACUUUGCUGUCCGCAGUCUGAUCAACAUCGGGGGUCUUCCAGAGCCUGUAACCACCUUUGAGAUUACCUUUCAGAUGACCAACUUUUUUGUUGGUGUCUUUGUGUUCUCCAGUUUGAUCGGACAGAUGAGAGACGUCAUCGGAGCAGCAACGGCAGGUAAGACAUAUUUUCGGGCCUCGAUGGACGGCUGUGUUGCCUACAUGAACACGUACACCAUCCCCAAGCUGGUCCAGAACAGAGUCCGGACCUGGUACAACUACACGUGGGCCGCUCAGGGCAUGCUGGACGAGACGGAGCUGCUGGACAAGAUGCCUCUGGUGAUGAAGACCGCCAUCGCUGUGGACGUCAACCUGGCCACUUUUCAGAAGAUCGCGCUGUUUCAGGGCUGUGACCAGCAGAUGCUGGUGGACAUGUUGCUGAGGCUCAAGUCAAUCAUCUAUCUACCCGGAGACUAUGUCGUGAAGAAAGGUGACAUCGGUAAAGAGAUGUACAUCAUCAAAAGUGGAGCGGUGCAGGUGGUGGGAGGCCCCGACAACAGCAUUGUGUUCGUCACGCUGAAGGCCGGCUGCGUGUUUGGGGAAAUCAGUUUACUACAGUCUGCUAAGGAUGGAGGAAACAGGCGCACCGCUAACGUCAAAGCCCACGGCUUCGCCAACCUCUUUGUCCUGGAGAAGAAGGACCUGUUUGACAUCCUGGUCCACUACCCAGAGUCCCAGAAAGUGCUGGCCAGGAAGGGAAGGAAACUGAUCAAAGCCAAAGGCCCCGCAGCUGCUAAAACCAAUGAGGAGAGGCAGAAAGGUCUGACUCUGUUUGGACAAAAACCGCCGACGCCCAAGUUACUCAAAGCCAUCGCAAAUCUACGCAAACUCAAGAAAAAUGCAGAAGAGACGAAAUGA